Molecule: messenger RNA, 2411 nt
Organism: Otolemur garnettii (small-eared galago)
Lineage: Eukaryota; Metazoa; Chordata; Mammalia; Primates; Galagidae
Gene: SLC46A2
Product: solute carrier family 46 member 2
Exons: 4
Coding region: 212-1639 (475 amino acids)
Biological process (GO): transmembrane transport
Cellular component (GO): membrane
Molecular function (GO): transmembrane transporter activity
Source: RefSeq, a predicted model, not a curated record
GGGACGCCACUGGACUACCGGACUGGCUGCUGUCACUCGCGCUCCGCGCCCUGGCUCCACUCGCCGUCGCCGCUCUCCUGUGCACACCUGGGCGCACGGCGCACACUCGCGCUCUUGCACUCAGCCCUGAUCCUCCGUAGCAGCAGAAUUUGGGAGCGGCCCCCUGUCGGUGCCGCCAGCAAGCCCCUCUAGCUCCCAUCAAAGAGGUCCCAUGGGCCCCGAGAUCACCUGCCCGUGGAGCGGCCGCCUGCCUCGCUUCCAGGUGAGGACCUGGAUCGAGCCCGUGGUGGCCUCGACCCAGGUGGCCGCCUCCCUCUACGACGCGGGGCUACUCCUGGUGGUGAAGGCGUCCUUCAGCACCGGAGGCUCCUCCAACCACAGCGCCAGCCCGUCGCCGCGGGGGGCUCUAGAGGACCAACAGCAGAAGGCCAUCUCCAAUUUCUACAUCAUCUACAACCUCGUGGUGGGCCUGACGCCCCUGCUGUCCGCUUACGGCCUGGGCUGGCUCAGCGACCGCUACCACCGCAAGAUCUCCAUCUGCGUGUCGCUGCUGGGCUUCCUGCUCUCCCGCCUCGGGCUGCUGCUCAAGGUGCUGCUGGACUGGCCGGUGGAAAUGCUGUAUGGGGCGGCGGCGCUGAAUGGGUUGUGCGGGGGCUUCUCCGCCUUCUGGUCUGGGGUGAUGGCUCUCGGAUCCCUGGGCUCCUCCGAGGGCCGCCGCUCCGUGCGCCUCAUCCUUAUCGACAUGAUCCUGGGCUUGGCGGGGUUCUGUGGGAGCAUGGCUUCCGGUCAUCUCUUCAAGCAGAUAGCUGGGCACUCUGGCCAGGGCCUGGUACUGACGGCCUGCAGCGUGAGCUGUGCCUCGUUCGCCCUGUUCUACAGCCUCUUGGUGCUGAAGGUCCCUGUGUCGGCCGCCAAGUCCAACAAGGAGCUUUCCUCGGUGGAUAGCGUGUCUGGCACCAUUGGCACGUACCGCACCCUGGAUCCUGAUCAGCUGAGCAAGCAGAGUGUAGUAGAGCAUGCUCCAUCCUCUGGGAAAGUAAAACCCCCCAAAACCAUCAUUGCCCUGCUCUUUGUGGGUGCUAUCAUAUAUGACCUGGCAGUGGUGGGCGCAGUGGACGUGAUGCCUCUUUUUGUGCUGAGGGAGCCUCUCAAAUGGAACCAAGUGCAGGUGGGCUAUGGUAUGGCUGCAGGGUACACCAUCUUCAUCACCAGCUUCCUGGGGGUCCUGGUCUUCUCCCGCUGCUUCCAGGACACCACCAUGAUUGUGAUUGGGAUGGUCUCCUUUGGGUCAGGAGCCCUCCUCUUGGCUUUUGUGAAAGAGACAUACAUGUUCUAUAUUGCCCGAGCUGUCAUGAUGUUUGCUCUCAUCCCCAUCACAACCAUCCGAUCAGCCAUGUCCAAACUCAUCAAGGGCUCGUCUUACGGAAAGGUGUUCGUCAUCCUGCAGCUGUCCCUGGCUCUGACUGGCGUGGUGACAUCCACCGUGUAUAACAAGAUCUAUCAGCUCACCAUGGACACGUUCGUGGGCACCUGCUUCGCUCUGUCCUCCUUACUCUCCUUCCUGGCCAUCAUCCCGAUUGGCAUCGUGGCUUAUAAACAAGUCCCAUGGUCGCGAUAUGGAGACAUCACAGAGAAAUGAAGGUGCUGACCCAUGGGAGUCUAAAACACCAGCAACAGCCAAGUCCCCUUGAAGACAAAAGAAGGGCCUGGGGAACUGGUGACCAAAGCAAGCACGGGCCUAGAAACUGGAGUGGGCCUCAGAAUCAGCUGCUCUGGCUCAGGGGUCCCUGGUGGGUGGGAAAAAGCACUUUUCUGGUGACAGAAAUUUCUCAGCUUUAAGACACGCCUAUUAGGCAGAGAUUAGGCUCUGUGGGCAGCAGAGUAGAAGCUCCAGGCUAACCCUGUGGGCUGCCUGCUGCCAUUCCAGACCCGACAAGGGGUUUCAGACUCAGGCUGCAGAAAGCCACCCGCCCCACCCUGUUUCUUCCAGAGAUUGUCUAGAGGGCUCCACGGUGUGGCUGACUAGCCCCCUGGGUGCUGUGCUGGGAGUCCUGCCAGAGAACUCGGCCCGAGGCAUACAUGUGCAAUAGCUUAAGGGGAAUGUGGAGGGGACAUUUUAUAAGAACUGGCAUCAGUUUCUCACACAAACACUAUCUUCUAAAUUAAAAUAAAACCUUGAAAGAAGUGAGCUUUCUUUCCUUAGCUGUGAGCAAUGGAGCCCAGGCCUGUGGCUUCUGGGUAAUGUUAUUGCUGCUUUUAAGAGGCAAAUACCAAAAGACUUGCUUCAGUGGAAUGUUCCAUCGAAUACAUUCAGUUGACAAUGCUUCCCAAAGUGGAGGAAGAGGAUUUAUGUAAAGAGCCAUUUUACUUUGAGGUACUUAUUUUUAUAGCCUAUUUGACUUGGAUCUACA